Messenger RNA from Sporothrix brasiliensis 5110, 216 nucleotides. RefSeq lists its product as uncharacterized. The coding region runs from base 1 to 216 and encodes 71 amino acids. The transcript has 2 exons. The record is from RefSeq and is a predicted model, not a curated record. Lineage: Eukaryota; Fungi; Ascomycota; Sordariomycetes; Ophiostomatales; Ophiostomataceae.
AUGUCUACUACGCCGGGAGUGUUUGCCUCAUCACAGCUGCAAUACCCUACGCCGACAAGUCUUCGGCCCCAGAACACGACCAUGUGGUCCGAAAAUAGCGGGCAGGGCAAGCCGUUGAGCGUGCCCGAAGUCUAUUUGCAGCCUCCGACGCCCAUACUGCGGGCGAGAGAACUGCCAGACUAUACCAAGUUUCCUCCUCCAGCGUCAUUCAUGUGA